GGGAGCCGCAGUGCAAUGCGCCCUUGGCCGAGCGGCGCGCGCCGGGGCCACCUGAUCCGCGCCGUGCUGCCAGGAGGCGACGCUCCGGGGGCUGCCGCCGCCGCCGCCGCCCACGAUGUUUCCCAGCCCCGCGACCACCACCACGACGCCUUUCUCCGUCAAGGAUAUUCUGAGCCUGGAGCAGCACCCCAGCGGCUUGGCGUCCAUGGACCUUUCGGCCCUGGGGCCGUCCUCUUCGUCCUCCUCUUGCAUGCUGGCCGCCGGCUUCAAGCAGGAGACGUACGCGGCCGAGGAAGCGCCCCUCGCGGACACGCCGGCCGGCCUCCCCAAAGCCAACGGCCACGCCUUCCCCGGCGCCUUCUAUGCCAAAAGCUUCGUGGAAAUGGACUCGGCCAAGGAGCCCAAAGCGAGCAAGAAAGCAGAACUGUGCGCCCUUCAGAAAUCCCUGGAGCAGGAGAAGCGGGACAUUGAGGACCCUGAACGGCCCCGGCAGCGGAAGCGGAGGAAACCCCGAGUACUUUUCUCUCAGGCCCAGGUCUAUGAGCUGGAGCGCCGCUUCAAACAACAGAAGUACCUCUCAGCCCCGGAGAGGGACCACUUGGCCAGUGUGCUGAAGCUCACCUCCACGCAGGUGAAGAUCUGGUUCCAGAACCGACGGUACAAGUGCAAAAGGCAGCGGCAGGACCAGAGCCUAGAGAUGGUGGGCCUGCCACCGCCCCGCAGGAUCGCUGUGCCAGUCCUGGUCAGGGACGGGAAGCCUUGCCUGGGAGAUUCUUCUCCCUACAGCUCCCCCUACAACGUCAGCCUCAAUCCCUACAGCUAUAACGCCUACCCGACCUACAGUAACUACAACAGCGCAGCUGCCUGCAAUGCUAGCUACAGCUGCAACUACCCAGGCGUGCAGAGUGUGCCGCCCUCUUCGGCCGCUGGUGGCAACUUCAUGAACUUCGGUGUGGGGGACUUGAACCCCGUGCAAACGUCUAUCCCUCAAGGGAACAGCGGCCUCUCCACGUUGCAUGGCAUCCGGGCCUGGUAGACUUCCCAACCCAUCCAGCCCCUUUUACACCUGACGCCUGGCAGGUGAUUGACUCCUUGGGGGUUGGUUGGGUUGGUCAGAGACCUCCAGUGGAUUGACUUGGAAGCCAUUCAAGAGUGUCUUGGACUUCCUCGGGAGAGGCUGCCAAUAGGGGUUGUCACCCUCCAUGUUCAAAGAUUGGGGAGAUGGCACCCCCACUGCCCGAUGGGCCAAAGUGGGACAGAGACUCCCAAAGCGCCUGGAGCGUUCAUCCCAGAUGGAGUUCUCAAGGUCUUCAGGCUGGUCAUGUUUUUCAGCCUGCCACUGAAAUCUCCAACUUCUGUUUCAAGCCAGGAUGGCAGGGCUUGACUUUAAAAAAACGUUUUGGUCAUGGUUAAAACCAGAAGCAACAACGUGCUAUAUAGAUCAGGAAGGCAGAAAGUAGUUCUCCAGAUAGGUUGGACUUCAACUCCCCUGCCAACAUGGCCAAGAUUAAGAAUGCGAGGAGCUGAAGUCCAAAGAAUCUGAAGAUCUUUUGGCUUACCCCUGCUACGGACAAUGCCCAUUUUGCCAUGUAGGAUGAUGGCGCAUCCUGCCACUCACCUCCUUUUGAUCCUACCUAUAGAAAAUGAAUUUCAAAGAGGGUGUUGCCAUCAAGUUGGUGGUGGGCUUUGUUUACUACCAAGCACCUCUCUCCUGCUUCCAUUUUUUUCCCCUUAAGAACAUGGGAGGGUUACUGUUCUCUUUUCCAUACAUCCAGAAACACACAGAGACGCACACAAUAUUUUGACCUAUAUUUAAAGGCACAAUGAGAUCGCAAGGAACUGCUUAAGUCUGCGGCUCACUCAGGUUUGGAACAGGGUUUGUCUUGCUGGGUUACUCCAGACUAGUUUUCUUUAAAAAAAAAAAAAAAGGAAAGGAAAGGAAAAGAAAUAUCUGAGCUUCGUGUUUGGGGUACUGGAGCAGUUACUGGUCCACCCCAUAGGCGAAUGAAGGAAGUUAGUUGCCGUUUUUGUGCCAGAUCCCGGUAGAGUUAUGCACUAAAACAGCUGAUUGGUUUGAUAGUAUUAAAUGCACUGUCUGUUCUUUGUCCAGCCGCUGGGUUUGAUGUACAUGGGUUCUCCCCCUUGUUUUUUCUGUACAAAAAACCUGAAGGAACGGGGUGUCUUGUCAUUAAAGAGCGUGGCUUGCGUUUGUGCA
This is a messenger RNA of Varanus komodoensis (Komodo dragon), 2215 nucleotides long. It is a transcript of the gene NKX2-5, whose product is annotated as NK2 homeobox 5. Lineage: Eukaryota; Metazoa; Chordata; Lepidosauria; Squamata; Varanidae. The transcript is spliced from 2 exons. Gene Ontology annotation, cellular component: nucleus. Gene Ontology annotation, biological process: regulation of transcription by RNA polymerase II; cell differentiation. Bases 116 to 1036 code for a protein of 306 amino acids. The record is from RefSeq and is a predicted model, not a curated record. Gene Ontology annotation, molecular function: RNA polymerase II cis-regulatory region sequence-specific DNA binding; DNA-binding transcription factor activity, RNA polymerase II-specific.